CAACGAAAAAAAGGACUUGCUCAAGAGCCGAGUAUAUAUUAGGCACACUCCCCUUCUAGAUUAUAGAUAUCAAACCAGUCGCAUAGAACACGUCUCCAACUAGAAAAGUCUCCCGAAAGCCUGUCUUAUCCAUUCUAAAACCCGCAACAUGCCUCACUCCACCAACAGCCCCAUCACUGUCCACAAGAUUGAACCGCCCAAGGGUUCUUCGAUUGACUUUGGUGCUGAAAUCAGGGGAGCCGAUCUCGAAAACAUCACUGAUGCCGAUUUCGAGGCUAUCCGGAACGCCCUCUACGAAAACAGCGUCAUCAUCUUCAAGAACCAGCAAGAUCUGUCACCGCGCGCCCAAUACGAGCUCACGCGGCGCUUCGAUCCAGCUUCCACUGGGUAUGGCCAUGGCAAGACCCUCGACGCGAAGCGCUCCGUCCUCCACCCGGACUUGAAGACCAUCCCCCACCAGCCCGAAGUCCAAGUCAUCGGCAACGGCCCCGUCGCGUCCUUUGAAGGCCUUGAGAACAUCACCCUGAAGCACCCGCACCACAACAAGUUCCACAAGGACCCCAUCUCCGCCGAAGACGACCGCGACAACACCCGCUUCUUCCGCUGGCAUAUCGAUGCCGCGCUUUACGACCUCGAACCGCCCCGUGUCACCACCCUUAUGGCUGUCAAGGUGCCAAAGAGCGAGCAUCAGACUCUGCGCUAUGAUGAUGGCACUGGCAAUGAGCUCGAAGUCCCCCGCGGCAGCACCGCCUUCGUCAGCUCGUACAAGAUGUACGACAUUCUCUCCGAAGAAGACAAGAAGUUCGCCCGGACGACCAAGGUCCAGUACGCGCCGCACCCUUACAUCUGGAUGUCGCCCGCGAAGUCACGCUCCGACGGGCUCGGUAUGGUCAGCGACGGCGCCGAGCUACCGUACUCCGAGCUGCCUCCUAUUGAAGAGUCGAAAGUCAAGAUCCUGCCUAUGUGCUGGAAGAACCCCGUGACCGGCCAGCUCGCACUGCAAGUCCACCCCAGUGCGGUCGAGAAGCUGCACCUGGCCGACGGCACCGUGAUUGAUGACCUCAAGGAGGUUCGCGAGAUCGUGCACCGGCUGCAGCGGCCUGGUAUCGCACCGGAGCUGGUAUACCCCGUUGACUGGGAAGAGGGCACGAUGGCUGUGUUCAACAACCACGGUGUGCUUCACACUGUAACAGGCAGCUUUACGCCUGAGGAGGUGCGGAUUUUCAGGCAGUGCAAUAUGGCUGCCACCGAGGCGCCAUUGGGGCCGGACGCGUAAAGGAAGAGCUUUAAUCGAGCCUCCAAGCUGUUCAGCAAUUUCAAAGCACGGUGUUUUGGCGCAAGUCUGGUCUGAAAUUAAUACAUAGACUAUGCAGCUCUCCUAGCGCAUAGAAUGUACAUGUCAUGUUUCC
Messenger RNA from Mytilinidion resinicola, 1409 nucleotides. Its product is annotated as Clavaminate synthase-like protein. The record is from RefSeq and is a predicted model, not a curated record. Bases 149 to 1276 code for a protein of 375 amino acids. Gene Ontology annotation, molecular function: oxidoreductase activity. The transcript is spliced from 2 exons. Lineage: Eukaryota; Fungi; Ascomycota; Dothideomycetes; Mytilinidiales; Mytilinidiaceae.